Triticum urartu is the source of this 1311-nucleotide messenger RNA. Its product is annotated as Putative lysine decarboxylase family protein. The record is from RefSeq and is a predicted model, not a curated record. NCBI's taxonomy places the organism in Eukaryota, Viridiplantae, Streptophyta, Magnoliopsida, Poales, Poaceae.
UCCUUUCCGUGUGGUGGGAUUGGGAACAACGAUGCCUAGCAGAGACGCGCAGUUUUCUAAAGGAAAAAGAAAAGAAAACACAGAACGCGCACCGCGCUGCUGUUCUGGGGAAUCCAUGGAAGCGGCAACGGCGAGCUCGGUGGUAGGAUCGAGGGCCGAGUUCGGGUCCCGCCUAGGGCUCGCGAGGCCUUGGCUCAGACCCAGCGGCGGCCGCGGCGGUCCUCACACCCCUCUCCCGUUUCGCCAUCUGCCAUGGCCGACCUCGCGCCUCGUCCGCAGCAGAGCAGCCCGGGCGCGGAGCGUCGUCGCCGCCGCAAAUCCUCACCAGCAGCAGGCCGGAGUGGGAGGAGGAGAGGCGAUGGAGCCCGAGAGGGGCAGCCCCCACGAGGUGAGGGAGGAGAUUGCGAGGUGCUACGAGCUCGUCCGCCGCCUCGGCCGGGGCGCCGUCUACCUCGGCUCCUCCAGGGUGCCGGCCGCGCACCCCCACUACCGCCAGACCGCCCAGCUCGCGGCGGAGAUAGCCAAGCUGCUGGACUGCACCACAUGGACGGGCGCCGGCCCCGGCCUCAUGGAUGCUGCCACCCAGGGCGCCCUCGAGGCGGGCAAGCCGGUCGGCGGCUUCAAGAUCGGCAAGGAGGCCGGUGAAUGGACAGCCUCGAACUUCCACCCUUACCUGCCCUCGGAGACCUACCUCACCUGCAGGUUCUUCUCGGCAAGGAAGCAUGGCUUAGUGGACGCUGUAGUGCGCAACAGCUCCGCGGACAAAACCGCCAUCGUCGCAUUGCCCGGCGGCAUUGGGACGCUGGAUGAGCUUUUUGAGAUCAUGGCGCUGAUUCAGCUGGAGAGGAUCGGAUCGGCUCUACCGGUCCCGUUAUUGCUGAUGAAUUAUGACUCUUACUACUCCAAACUGCUGGAGUUUCUGAAUGACUGCGAGGACUGGGGCACAGUUGCUCCUGGGGAAGUGGCAUCGCUGUGGAAGAUUUGCAGUGGGAACCACGAAGCCUUGGAGUACUUGGCACAGUUCUACGAUGUGCCUACGGGGGAAAGGAAUUAUGGCAUAUCAUCACCGCCGUCGAAGGUAGACAGGGUUCCUUUCUACACCGUCAGGAGAUGACACAAUCUCUUCUCAAGAAUGUUCUCUCUUCUUUUUUCCCCUUUUGCAGAAUGUCAUCAUUGCAAUAAUUCUCAUUCUGUUAUGGGAAUGUCAGCAAUAAUUUUAUGGACAGUAUCGGUUUCUUUUGUUACAUGUUUGAAUUAGUAAUGCAGGGAUGCGUGCAACAACAAAAAGAGAGCCUCCUUUCCAUUUUACAA